CUCCAUGCAAAACAGUGAGUGCAGUGUCUACACCUCUGUGGCUGUGGCUGUGCAGCACACACCGGCUGUUUGUCUGCGAGCUGAACUGGAAUAAGUGCAAAACGUUGCUCCACUGGUGCGUCUGUCCACUGCAGCCGCGACUAUGGCUGUGUUCAAGUUCUCCUGUGCGAUCAUUACCAGAGCGUUAUUCAUCAUCGUGUCCCUGGCCGGCGUGUGGAGGGUGACAGUGGUUAAGGAAGACCUCCACUACUGGCUCCUGACGUUUCUUCUUCUGCCGCUUGUCCUUGAAAUGAUAAUAACACUGAAGAGGCGGAAAGGAGAGGAUUAUAAAUGGUUCUCCCCUCCCAUAUUUCUGUUUCUUAUCAGUAUCAUUCCCUCCAUCUGGCUGCUGGAGCUCCACCACCAGGAGAACAAAGCCAGUGAGACUGAGUGCAAAAAACUUGACUCGUUGGAAAAUGUGCGCAGCACUUUCGUGAUCAACGAGACCUUUGGUAACUCCUCAAACUACUUGAAGGCGUUAUCAGACGUCUGCUCCCAUGACUGGAUCCUGGCUCUGCAUCAGAUUCUCCUUAUCCUCCUCAUCGUCGGGAAAUGGUUACUCCCCCUGGGGGGCGGAGUCACGCGUGACGAACUCUCUCAGCUUCUCCUGAUUUUCAUCGGCACAGCGGCAGACAUCCUCGAAUUUACUAGUGAGACGCUGUCAGAUGUCAAGGAGAAAACUCCUCACAUGGUCUACAUUAUCUUGGGUGUAUGGACGUGGAGCAUGCUGCAGUUCCCGUUACAUCUGGCCGUGGUGACCUCCAAGCCAGGAAGUGAGGCUGAGCUGGGCGACCAGGAGGCUUCUCUCAUGACUAAACAUAGCACGGACAUGUGGCACAUCAUUGAGGCCCUGUUCAUCCAGGACGGGCCCUUUCUUGUGGUCAGGCUCGUCGUCAUGACCUACUCCAAAGUCUUCCACCAGAUGCUGGGAUUCUUCACCAUCAAGAACUUCCUGGUGGUCAUACUGAGCUUGUACAGGCUGGUGAUCAUAUGCCAGUCCUCUAGAUCCUACAGCAGCAGGGACAUGGCUAUGCCAUGAAUUGGGAUGUUUCAGCGUUUUACAGUAAUAGCACACUAGCAAUGAGUGCAAAUGGAGCUCUGAGAAAGCUGUAGUUGUGAAUAAUUAAUGCUGUUGGUAGAAGAAAUUGAUUUUUUUUACACGAGCAAAUGGAUAAAGUUGUCAAGUUUAAAUUCCAUCGGAUUUAUUUUGAAGGUAAUAACUUCCUUCAUUUCAGUCCCUCUGAAAAUCAGGCCAACACAAGAACUAAGAAAGUGCAAACCUCCCCCAAGGCCACUCCGUUUCCCAUUGUGCGAAUAUGUUCCCGUAUCUCGCAAGGUUAACAAUUGUUAAUGAGCACUUCAUUGUUUUUAAUGAACAGUCAUUACAUAACCAGUGGAGCCACACGCUGCAUUGUGUUGCACAAAAGAAGCCAGGGCUGGACCACAAACUCUUCAUUUCUGACAUAAAUUGCAUUCCAAAAAAACCACGUGUCAGACAUAAUCAAGCUUCUCUUUCCCCGGUGUAUCGCAGCAGAAAGGGUGACAUGACAAUGGAAUAUAAAACGUUCCCUAGUCACACACAUGUGGAGCCCCUAAACCAGGCAUGUCCGAAACUUGUACUAGGAAAGAAGGUUGGCCCCUUGGUCACGUGUCAUCCCCGUUACCUCACCUGAUAACAGCCGUGACACACAGCUGUAGAUCAAAAUUAUAAUUGGCAUUGUUACACUUUCUGUAUCGGGUUCAACAGAAUCACUCAUGUGACAUUCGUGCAGUGGGCAAGACAAGACAGGAAAAGGAGAAUAACAAGAAAGCAGAUUGUGACAUGAUAACAUUUAAGAAAAAAAGCACAUAACUCGUAUCAGAGCACAAAUAUCUGCUUAUCAAGCAAGCGCCUCCAGUAACUGGAGACAUUAGGGUUGGACAGUAUUUCUGACAGUGUGAUGCAGAGGCCGCUAUGUUGAGCAGAAGUGAGGCCAGCGAGAGCAGCAGCUGUUGACAGAGAACACGUUUUCCUGGUCUUAACCUAGACAGGAAGCUGAAACUGUGACUGUGAAAACUUCCUUUACUGUGCCAGUUGGCUGCUGGAUGAAAGCACAACAUCAACACUUGAUAGUAGUAGUAUUCUGUUUCAGUAAAGCAGAGAUUGAAUUAUUAUUAUUAUUUUUUUUUAAACGUGUUAAUAGGAACACAUUUUGAAAAACAUCGUCCUUCCCAGCUUAAAUUUUUUUUGUAUCUCUUGGAUUAUUGUGCUUUUAAAAAAUAAGACACUUACUUAUUGUUACUCUUGGCCAAGUAGCCUGACGGCAGUUUGCAAAUAAUUCGCCUUUGCACUCAGGUAAACAGCUCGGUCUAAGUUACGAGUUGGGUACAUUUUAAAACCAUGGGUUAUCAUCAGCUUUAUAAUGCUUAAGAAUCAUCAGUAUUAUGACUUCCUGGUUCAUGUGAAGACAAACAUGUAUUUCUAUUGCAUUUGUUGUAUUAUCACAUUUUUGUACAUGCCCACAAUUUCUCUCUAGCACAUAAUCACUCUGAAUGGCACAGCACUGUUUCUGAUUGUACAUGAUACAGUCAAUGCCACGGCUGAUAAAGAACCGCGGUGCUGCCUUUUCCAAGGCAUUUCCCACCAUAAAUCAUUCAUUGCAUUCACUUACAUUAAGUCAUGUCUAUUCACUUUCAAGCGCUUGCCCUUGCAUGUCUAUGAUCUGCCUCCAUCAGAAAGUCAAUUUAUAGACACACUCACUUAUUGUUCCACUGAUAAAUAAUGGUGUAGCACAAGGUCCAUGUAUACUGUAGACUUCAGUCCAUUUUACUAUACUUAAUAAAUAACAUGCAAUAUAUAAUAUUAUAUAUAUAAUAUUAUAUUGUGCUACAGACUCUGCUUAGCUGACUGUAAUGUUUACUGAAAUGUAAACUUGCACAUAAAACUACAACAGAAAACAAACCAUUCACAUUAUUUUUGUUGUUGUUUUUUGUACCAAAAUAAUGCUUUUUUUAUUCACUGUAGGAACAAAGAAAGUUGUCAGGUUUUUCUUACUGUUCUGGAUUAGAGUAUACUGGAUAAUGUAGCCUAUCCCUCAUUACAUCACAUGUGCUAUUGGCUGGUCUUCUCUUUUAUUGGAAAGCCCCCUUCUUCUUUUACUUGUUUACCAAAUUGCGUUGAUCAUUCCCACACAACUUCUCAUCUCCAGUCACUGCAAACCCUCUACAAAACACCCUAAAACAACACAUUGUUCAAAUGUUUCAACUCACAUCUUCUCUGUAGAUUUCUCUUGAUUUUUAUGCAACGACAGUUGAUUAUUGUGUUUUAUGUUCUACCUUUUAAAGUCAUAUCCAUGGCGUUGUGUAUACUGUUAUGUAAUAUUACUGUUAAAAAAAUUCUGUACUGUAAAAUUGAGGGCGAGUCCUCAAUAGAUAUUUGUAUUUUGUAAAGAAAUAAAGUUAUAAAACUGA
Molecule: messenger RNA, 3489 nt
Organism: Solea solea (common sole)
Lineage: Eukaryota; Metazoa; Chordata; Actinopteri; Pleuronectiformes; Soleidae
Product: transmembrane protein 26-like
Exons: 6
Coding region: 143-1078 (311 amino acids)
Source: RefSeq, a predicted model, not a curated record